AUACUACCACAGAGACAAAUAAGUACAGAGCACGCCACAGCGCUCCUCUCCUCGCCCAUCAUCAUAUCCCAGCGGCCCGGAUUUGGACUCGACGCCGCGGCCAAAUCUUUCGCGGCCGCAAUCGCACAGGCCAGACAAGGAGUCCAGCCCCACCCCCGAGAUGGCGACGACAACCGCGGCGGCGCCGGCGGCCGGGUACGGCGCGGACGGCGUGUACCGCUCGCUGCGCCCGCCGGCGCGCAUCCCGGCCGACCCGGGCCUCUCCGUCGCCGACCUCCUCCUGCGCCGCGCCGACGCGUGCCCGUCCGCGCCCGCGCUGAUCGACGCCACCACGGGCCGCGCGCUCACCUUCGCCGCCCUCCGCUCCGCGGUGCUGACGACCGCCGUCGCGCUCGCCUCCCGCGCGGGCGUCCGCCCCGGCGACGCCGUGCUCCUCCUCGCGCCCAACUGCGUCCUCUACCCGGUCUGCUUCUUCGCGGUCACCGCCGCCGGCGCCGUCGCCAGCACCGCCAACCCGCUCUACACCCCGCGGGAGAUCGCCAAGCAGGCGUCCGACGCGCGCGUCAAGCUCGUCGUCACCGUGGCCGAGCUGCUCCCCAAAGUCGCCGCCCUCCGCCUGCCCGUCAUCCUCCUCGAUGACGCCGCCCCUCCGGCGAUGGCCGACGUGACGCUCUACUCCGACCUCGUGUCCGGCGCGGACGAGUCAGCCUACCGCCGCCCGCCGACGAAGCAGAGCGACACGGCCGGGCUGCUCUACUCGUCGGGCACGACGGGGGAGAGCAAGGGCGUCGUCCUGACGCACCGCAACUUCAUCGCGGCGGCGACGAUGGUGACGUCGGACCAGGACGAGCGCGGGGAGCCGCCCAACGUGUUCCUCUGCUUCCUGCCCAUGUUCCACAUCUUCGGCCUCUCCGUCCUCACCUUCGCGCAGCUGCAGCGGGGCAACGCCGUGGUGGUCAUGUCGGGGUUCGCCAUGGACUCGGUGAUGAGGGCCGUGCAGCAGCACCGGGUGACGCACGUCUUCUGCGUGCCGCCGGUGAUGAUCGCGCUGGCCAAGCACGGGCGGGCCGGCAAGUACGACCUCAGCUCCCUCAAGUUCAUCGGCUCCGGCGCCGCGCCGCUCGGCAGGGACGUCAUGGAGGUGGUGGCCAGGAACUUCCCCGACGCCGAGAUCGUUCAGGGCUAUGGUAUGACUGAGACUUGUGGGAUCAUAUCGCUUGAAUACCCAGAAAAGGGACAAGCUCGUCAAUUCGGGUCAACUGGAACACUUGUCGUUGGAGUUGAGGCAAAAGUUGUCGACGUAGAGACGCAAAACCAUCUACCACCAAGUCAACUAGGAGAAAUCUGUAUCCGGGGACCACAAAUAAUGCAAGGGUAUUUCAACAAUGUGGAGGCUACUGAUUUUACCAUCAAGCAAGGAUGGUUGCAUACUGGUGAUCUUGGAUACUUUGAUGAUGAAGGCCAGCUUUUUGUCGUUGAUAGACUAAAAGAGCUGAUUAAGUACAACGGUUUCCAGAUUGCACCUGCUGAGCUUGAAGGGUUACUUCUAUCUCAUCCAGAGAUUCUGGAUGCCGUCGUUAUCCCGUUCCCUGAUGAUGUAGCUGGGGAAGUUCCUAUUGCCUAUGUGGUGAGAUCACCUGCCAGUUCAUUAACCGAAGCGGACGUCCAGAAGUUUAUCGCGAAGCAGGUCACGCACUACAAAAGACUGAGGCGGGUCACCUUCGUGGAGAGCGUGCCAAAGUCAGCCGCAGGCAAGAUCUUGAGAAGAGAGCUCAUUGCCCAGGUCAGAUCGUCCAAAUUGUAGCAAAAUCUGCUUCGAGAUCGCGCUACAUUUCCAACAAUCUACUACCAUUGGGCAAUGCCGAGGUUUACAAAUUCCUUUUGCCGGGGCAUCGUUUUCGUUUAUAUGACGCGACAUAAAUGUCAAUCUCAACAUUGUACAAAAGAUUGUAUGUGACAAGACCAUUGAUUGUUUGAAUGUACCGUGUAUGGCAUCUAUACAACAAAUGAAGAAAAUGAAUAUCAAUGAAUAA
This is a messenger RNA of Aegilops tauschii subsp. strangulata, 2033 nucleotides long. Its product is annotated as 4-coumarate--CoA ligase-like 1. NCBI's taxonomy places the organism in Eukaryota, Viridiplantae, Streptophyta, Magnoliopsida, Poales, Poaceae. The record is from RefSeq and is a predicted model, not a curated record. Gene Ontology annotation, molecular function: CoA-ligase activity.